UUGGGACAAGACACGACCAGAGUUGAGAGUGUGAGAGAUGAAUUGUGGAGCUUUAGGCCUUCCUUCUCCUCUGUUUCCAAAUGCUCAUCUCUCUUCCGCCAAUUCUAACUCUGUAUCUGCGGAGGAUGCUAAUCACUUGGUAAUGGUGAAGCCAACUAUUACUCUUCCCCACCAUAAAUGGCGUUUGCUUAUAGCUUAUGAUGGCACCCACUAUGCAGGUUGGCAAUUUCAAGUUUCACCGCCAACUAUACAGUGUAUUGUGCAAAAGGCUUUAGUUCAAAUAACAAAGCUUGAGCGGGAGGAUCUCCAUUUUGUUGGUGCAAGCAGGACAGAUAAGGGAGUUCAUGCCUGGGGUCAGGUGGCACACUUCAUUACACCCUUCAAUUAUGACAGCUUGGAGACCAUUCAUGCAGCUCUAAACGGGCUUCUUCCUUCCGACAUCCGAGUUAGAGAGAUAAGUGCUGCAAUGCCUGAAUUUCAUGCUCGGUUUUCAGCAAAAAGCAAGGUUUACCACUACAAGAUUUUUAAUGACAGCAUCAUGGAUCCAUUUCAGCGUCACUAUGCUUAUCAUAGUGUUUAUAAACUCAAUACUGCAGCCAUGAGAGAAGCAGCAAAACAGUUUAUUGGGAAGCAUGAUUUCUCUGCUUUUGUUAAUGCAUCGCGCAAUGAUCGAGUGCUAGAUCCUGUGAAGACAAUUUUCCGUUUUGAUGUCAUUGAAAUGGGAGCUCUUUUACAGCUGGAGGUUGAAGGUUCAGGGUUUUUGUAUAGACAAGUUCGAAACAUGGUUGCUUUGUUGCUUCAAAUUGGAAAGGAAGCAAUUCCUCCUGAUAUUGUUCCAAAGAUUUUGUUAGCUCGAGAUCGCAGAGAGCUGGCUAAAUAUGCCUUGUCUGCCCCACCGCAUGGGCUUUGUCUUGUGGCUGUCAAAUAUAAGGAAGAGCACCUACUGCUUCCCUUAGGUAGCCCCACAACUAGCUUUGGUAUGCAUCAUACUGUCAGCAAAUGUAAGCUUCCCUUUUAUUAAUUCCAACACACACACCCAAUAGUUUGAAAAAAAUUGAACAAUUAUUCAGCAAAGAAAUGGAUUGAGAUUAUCCUAGUUGUUAAUGGUUUAUGGGGUGUCAACUUCAAGUUCAUUCCAUUGAAUCCUGGUAUAACUUGCCAGUGCCAACAGCUCAGAAUAUCACAAAAGGACUUCAUUAGCAUACCUUUGACAUUUUUGC
Molecule: messenger RNA, 1220 nt
Organism: Durio zibethinus
Lineage: Eukaryota; Viridiplantae; Streptophyta; Magnoliopsida; Malvales; Malvaceae
Biological process (GO): tRNA pseudouridine synthesis
Molecular function (GO): RNA binding; pseudouridine synthase activity
Source: RefSeq, a predicted model, not a curated record